AUGUGUAACCUCAAUGCACUUGGAGUCUACCUUUGGGAGACCGUAGUAUUCUUCAGCCUCGCCGCUUCCAAAGAAACUGGAGCAGCAGCCCGAUCCGCUCCUAAACUUAUGUCCCCUUCAGAUUUCCUGGAUAAACUGAUGGGAAGGACGUCAGGAUAUGAUGCCAGAAUCAGGCCCAAUUUUAAAGGGCCUCCAGUGAAUGUCAGCUGCAACAUUUUCAUCAACAGUUUUGGGUCUAUUGCAGAAACUACUAUGGAUUACAGAGUGAAUAUUUUCUUGCGGCAGCAGUGGAAUGAUCCCCGGCUGGCUUACAAUGAAUAUCCAGAUGAUGCCCUGGAUUUGGACCCAUCCAUGUUGGAUUCCAUCUGGAAACCAGAUCUGUUUUUUGCUAAUGAGAAAGGGGCCCACUUUCACGAGAUCACCACAGAUAACAAACUCCUGCGUAUCUCCAAAAACGGCAAUGUCCUGUACAGCAUCAGGAUCACCCUGACACUGGCUUGCCCCAUGGAUCUGAAGAACUUUCCCAUGGACGUCCAGACGUGUAUCAUGCAGUUAGAAAGCUUUGGCUACACAAUGAAUGAUCUGAUAUUUGAGUGGCAAGAAAAUGGAGCCGUGCAGGUUGCUGAUGGGUUAACUUUGCCUCAGUUCAUCCUAAAGGAAGAAAAAGACUUGCGCUACUGCACUAAGCAUUACAAUACAGGGAAGUUCACCUGCAUUGAAGCCCGUUUCCAUCUGGAACGACAGAUGGGCUACUACCUGAUCCAGAUGUACAUCCCCAGCUUGCUGAUUGUAAUUCUCUCCUGGAUCUCCUUCUGGAUUAACAUGGAUGCUGCUCCUGCGCGUGUUGGCCUGGGUAUCACUACUGUGCUCACUAUGACUACACAAAGCUCUGGUUCCCGAGCCUCCUUGCCCAAGGUAUCCUAUGUAAAGGCCAUUGAUAUUUGGAUGGCUGUGUGCCUGCUGUUUGUGUUCUCAGCUCUUCUGGAAUAUGCUGCUGUCAACUUUGUGUCCCGGCAGCACAAAGAGCUGCUCAGGUUCAGGAGAAGGAGGCGGCACCAUAAGAGCCCUAUGUUCAAUAUAUUUCAGGAGGAUGAUACUGGGGAAGGCAGGUUCAACUUUUCUGCCUAUGGGAUGGGGCCUGCCUGCCUGCAAGCCAAGGAUGGCAUCUCGGUCAAAGGCGCAAACAACAACAACACGACAAACCCAGCCCCACCUCCUUCAAAGUCUCCUGAUGAAAUGCGCAAGCUUUUUAUCCAGCGAGCCAAGAAGAUAGAUAAGAUCUCGCGCAUCGGCUUCCCCAUGGCUUUCCUCAUCUUCAACAUUUUCUACUGGAUUAUCUACAAGAUUGUCCGAAGGGAAGAUGUACACAACCAAUGA
Messenger RNA from Eublepharis macularius, 1377 nucleotides. RefSeq names its product glycine receptor alpha 1 (gene GLRA1). Gene Ontology annotation, molecular function: extracellularly glycine-gated chloride channel activity; glycine binding; transmembrane signaling receptor activity. Lineage: Eukaryota; Metazoa; Chordata; Lepidosauria; Squamata; Eublepharidae. Gene Ontology annotation, biological process: regulation of membrane potential; signal transduction; chemical synaptic transmission. Bases 1 to 1377 code for a protein of 458 amino acids. The record is from RefSeq and is a predicted model, not a curated record. The transcript has 9 exons. Gene Ontology annotation, cellular component: synapse; postsynaptic membrane; plasma membrane.